AGAGAGAGAGACAGAGGAGAGUGUUUUAUUUUAGUUAAUUUUCCUCAUUGCCGGCCAUGAGUGACACAAUGGCUAGUCCCGGUGACUGGUUCCAAUUCUACCGGCGAAACCCCACCGGAGAAGAUAGAUCACCACCUCCAGCAUCAUCAGCGAUGUACGGUCAAUUCUCCGAUGCAACCGUUGUCACUUCAGUUAGCACUCCGGCGACCGGAAAUUCAACUUUGAUGAGUACUGGUAGUACCCACUUGAACGCAGAAGGCCGUGUAGCGAAACCAAGCCGGAGGAGAUCACGGGCUUCAAGGAGAGCUCCUACUACUCUACUCAACACAGACACCACCAAUUUCCGAGCCAUGGUUCAGCAAUUCACCGGAGUUCCUAGUGCACCUUUCACCACUACUGGAUCUCAAACUGGUCCAACCACCAACUUCAAUUUUGGGCUUGGAAGUGGCCAACACAAUCUGAACACAGCUACAGUCAUGAACCCUUCUGGGUAUCAUCUGCAACAACAGCAAUUCCAACAACAACAACAACAGCAGUAUAUGCUCUACAUGAACAACAACAACAACAACAACAACAACAACAGUACAAGAGAUGAGUUUCUUGAGAGAUUCAAUAAUGGCAAUCAAAGAUCAAACAUGGAGGUUUCUGUCUCUGAUGGGUUUCUGAUGGAUAGUAUUUUCCUCCCACGUGCUUCAUAGGCUGAAGGAAGGAAGAAAGUUAGGUAUUGACUUGUAACAGAAGGCUUUUUGGCUGCUUUGUCUAGUGAUGUAAAUACCAUAAUCUCUCUCUCUCUCUCUC
This is a messenger RNA of Telopea speciosissima, 798 nucleotides long. RefSeq names its product VQ motif-containing protein 22-like. The coding region runs from base 57 to 698 and encodes 213 amino acids. The transcript has 2 exons. The record is from RefSeq and is a predicted model, not a curated record. Lineage: Eukaryota; Viridiplantae; Streptophyta; Magnoliopsida; Proteales; Proteaceae.